This is a messenger RNA of Puccinia triticina, 897 nucleotides long. RefSeq lists its product as uncharacterized. The coding region runs from base 1 to 897 and encodes 298 amino acids. The record is from RefSeq and is a predicted model, not a curated record. The transcript has 4 exons. Lineage: Eukaryota; Fungi; Basidiomycota; Pucciniomycetes; Pucciniales; Pucciniaceae.
AUGUCCGACAGAGUCCAAGCAGUCACGGAUGGCUUCCGUAACAAGAACCAAAAUCCUGUAACCAACCCUAAUGCUCCUCCCCCCGAGGACCCUACUACCACUGCUAGCUCCCCGGCAACCCGAACUGCAGCCCCAGCUAUUCCGGCUGAAGGGGAAACCUCUGCCCUUCACCAUCCCGCCCCUUCCAUGCCUCGAGAUGCCGCAGCAAAAAAGAGUAAAACCCAUAAGAACCAAGGGAAAAACGGGAAUCCAAAUCGCUUCGGUAAAAGCUCCGCUGACGCGGCCCCAAACUCUACAAACGAGACUGGGACUAGGAAUGAUCCGGACCUGUCCAAAAGAUUCGAAGCGGACGACACCGACGAUGAGAGUACGGAGGCCGGGAUAGAGGUUUUAGAUCCUACCCCCAAGGAUUCCUCCAAAGGCAAAGCCUCUCCCCCAGUUGUAGCCCCAAAAAGCGUCGCGUGGAAUGACGAGAACAUUGCCACCCUCGUGGAAAAGCAUCUGGCGGCGGAGAAAGCUGGCGACCAAGAAGCAUCCGACCUCUACUUCGCGAUGUUCAAAUCCUUGAUGUCAACAAAGCCCCCCGUGCAUUCGGCUCAAACCCCGGUGUCAGCCUCAGCCGAAGACCUCAGCAACAAGGCGCGUCCGAAAAAGCUGGUCAACCCCGACCCUUACGCUAAGUACGCCCUGAUCCCCAAAUACCACGAUGACGAGGAGAAUCACUCAGAUGCGGUCGCUAAGGCCCCGAACGUCGCUAACACGGCGGGCCCGUCUUCCCUCCCAGAAAAACCCGCUGGCGGUAGAGCCCCAAAGGGUAGCGGGUAUAAAGGCAACAAUUUCGACCCGAAUCACGCCGCGAAGCAAGGCGCGCAAGGGAACGGGAAAGCUCCCCAGUAG